GAUCAUGAAUGAAUAUACUCCCGAUGUCCGGCGAAGAGCGUGGUAUUCGUCGAGGUGCAGUCUUGGCGGUUUCCCUCCGAUUUGCAGCCCCAUCUCACACCAUCUUCAGACGAGCAUCGAUAAUUCUGAAACCCCACCUUUAGACAAAUCCGUGUGCGGCAGCUCGUCUGCAACGUAUUAAAAUACGGACGCGAGUUCCUGUGUGCGUCCAGUUCUACCUGACGGUUAUUUUCAACCCUGUCUGGCAGAUUCGGCCUUAUCUGGAGACAUGAAGGAGGAAGUAGAAGUCGUCAUCUCCGGGGUAUCGGGUGCAUUUCCAGAAUGCAAGAAUGUUGCUGAGUUUGAAGAGGCUUUGUUCAAGAAAACAAACCUUGUUACGGAUGACAAACGCAAGUGGAAAGAAGACUACAAUUUUCCGACUCAUUGUGGCAAAGCACACAAUCACGAUAAGUUCGACGCUCUUUUCUUCAAUGUGACUCCCACUUUGUCGGCGUCGAUGGAUCUUAUGAUCAAACGUUGCUUGGAAACUUCUGUGGAAGCUGUAAUCGAUGCCGGAGUGAGUCCAGGGGUCUUGAAAGGAAGUCGAACUGCAGUUUAUUCGUGUUACGAUGCAAGCGAAGGAGAGAUUGGUGCCUUUUACUCGAUGAAUAGGAACUUUCUCCUUGGCACGGCUAGAUGUUUCAGCGCCAACAGAGUUUCGUUCGCUUUUGAUCUUACCGGACCUAGUUAUAUGACUCAAGGAGGUCGUGGAAUGCUGUUCCGAGCAUUCAAGCAAGCAAAAUUAGAUAUGCAAGAAGGAAGAAUCGACGCUGCAAUUAUAUCCGUUGGAAACGUCAUUCUAAGCAAAAGGUACCUCGAAAUUCUAGAUGGGAUGGGUUUCUCUGCGAGGGACGGGAAGUGCUGCCCUUUCGAUGAACAAGCUCACGGGUAUAAUUUGAGCGAGGGCUGGGUUGCAUUCUUUCUGCAGAAAGCAUCAGUUGCAAAGCGAUGCUAUGCGACGGUAAUCGGUUCGGAUCAGAAAUUUCUCGGCACGAAAUGCGGGGGCCUUUGCGCUUUCGACGGAAAACCGGCCAAGCAGAUGUUGCGCGAACUCUACUCGGAAUGGAAAGUUGAUCCAGGUCAAGUCACCUAUGUAGAAGCUGAGGGGUGUGGGGUUAAGGAGCUCGAUUUAAAGGAGAUUGAUGUUGUAGCCGAUGUUUUUUGCCGUGACCGGAAAGAACCGCUGUUGAUUGGAUCGGUGAAAUCAAACGCAGGUCACGCCGAUACAGCUGCGUGCGCCUUCGGGACGGUCAAAGCCCUCUUUGCUCUUACAAACUCGAAAAUCCCAGCGACCAUCAACACAACUUCACCGCUCCCACAACUGGAAUCCAAGGGAAUUCAAGUAGUGUCAGAAACGACAUCAUUGCCUGGCGAUCUUGUUGCCGUUAACUCUGUUGGAUUUGCGGGUCAGUUUGGACAUUUGCUUUUAAAAAAACGGCCACAGAGAGGAUCUUCAACUAAAAUUUCCGAGACACUGCCGCAAAUUCUGAUGAUGUCGUCACGGACAGAGAAAGGGAUUGCGGAGAUAAUGGAGCAUACAAAAUCGAUGAAUAUCACGCCAGAAUAUGCGGAUCUGGUGAACGGAGUCUUCCGAGACUUGAAACACCAUAAUCUCAGAGGAUACAUGAUCCUGUCUGCCAACGGCUUUAGGACCCCGCUCAAAUCUAAGAGGGUGGAUGGGGCUGAACGGCCAAUGUGGUGGGUUUUCUCAGGAAUGGGCUCUCAAUGGAAUCAGAUGGGCUCCCAACUUAUGCACAUCCCAAUUUUCCGUGGUGUCAUCGAUAGAUGCGACCGAGUCCUGAGGCCGCACGGUGUGGAUAUCAAGCACAUCAUAACCACGGAUGACACGAGCAUACUCGACAACAUUCUCAACUGCUUUGUCGGUAUCACUGCUGUCCAAAUAGGAUUGGUCGAAAUAUUGCGAGCUUUGGAGUUUGAACCUGAUAGAGUGAUUGGCCAUUCCCUAGGAGAACUUGCUUGUGCUUACGCGGACAAUUGCCUGACCCUCGAACAAACUAUUCUAGCUUCACACGCUCGUGGGAGAGCUUCAAUUGAAGCAAAGCUAGUCAAAGGAAUGAUGGCUGCAAUAGGAAUGAGCCAUAGUGAAAUAAUAAAUCAACUUCCGGAAACCAUCGAUGUCGCUUGUCACAAUUCUGACACAAGUUGUACAAUAUCGGGACCGACAGAAGAUGUUGAGAAAUUCGUCGCUGAGCUCAAAUCCAAAGGAAUUUUUGCUAAAAGUGUCAACGUCUCGAACAUAGCUUACCAUUCUCGAUACAUACAACCAGCCGCACCGAUCUUGAUGAAGUAUCUAAGAGAAGUGAUUCCUGAGAAAACGAAGCGAUCUGAGAAAUGGAUAACUACGUCAGUAUCGAAGGAGAACUUGAGCUCAGACCUGGCGGCCUACAGUUCUGCUGAGUACCACACGAACAAUCUCCUGAGCCCUGUCUUCUUCGAAGAUGUCCUAAGGUCCGUCCCAGCGCAGGCAGUGGUCAUUGAAAUCGCUCCUCACGGCUUGCUCCAGGCCAUCCUUAAAAGGGCGUUCCCUGACAGCAUUUCCAAUGUUUCGCUCACCAAUAGAUCCAAUCCAGACGGCGUGAAAUUCCUCUUGGAUGCCAUCGGAGAACUGUACCUUCUUGGAUACAAGCCGAAAGUAUCGGCGUUAUACCCUCCAGUGCAGUAUCCAGUUCCCCCGGAGACACCUAGCCUUCAACCUCUCGUCACAUGGGACCAUGCAGAAUCGUAUGCUCCUCCUAAGGUAUUGGACAUGAACAUACUAUCACAUUGCGAGCAAGUGAUUACUUUGAAAGAGAUGAAAAAAAUUCUGGAUGAAUACGAUGCUCAAGGCUUUUCGAUCUCUUCGCUUGCAUUUUUCCUAGUACAAGUUUGGAAAAUUGUCGAACGCACACACAUUUGGGGAAGCGCCGGACACAAUUCCGGCGAUAACAAAAAGACACACGACUUCAACAAGACUCCGGUCAUUUUUAAGGAAAUUCGUGUGUGUUCAGAGUUGGAUUUAUUCACAGAAGACUUAAGUCACGUAUACCUAGCCGUUCUGCGUGGGAGCGGCGAUUUCAUCGUCAACCAAGUUAUGAAAGCGCACGAAAACGCGACCGAAAUCUCUAGGACUCUCCUGCGCGGGCGAUGCGCAGUCUGGGAGGAGCCCAAGUCUGAUCCCAACUUCAAAACCGUUUUGGAAGAGUUUCAGUCCGAAAAAAAUACACAAGAAGCCAGCGCGGUCAUCCCGGGUGUCGAUUCAGACUGCUCGCUGGACGCACGCCUAUCAGAAAUACAGGUUUGCACUAAAGGAGCCUGCGGAAGCAUUGAGUGGACACAAGACUGGGUCGUUAAUCUCAACACCAUUGUCAAUCUGCAUUUAUACCUAAACAUCAGAAAGGCUGGUGGACCAAUGGAAGUUACCUCCAUACAAUCAAUUUAUCUGCUUCCUGAAAAUAUUAAGUCUGGAUUGGAAGGUUCCAAUAUCAAGUUCUACGCCGAUUCCAGCAAUGCUCGUUUUGACUGUGACGGUGUGAUUAUGGAUGACGUAAAAACGAAACCAAGAAGCGUAGACUGCGACUUGAUUGAAAACCUAAAUUUUGUCCCGUACGGUGCAACAUCAUUUGCGACGGAGUAUGAAUUUGUUCGUGCAUGUUUCGAAGUAAUCCUAGAGAAUUCAACUCGGACAAACUUGGAAGAGAAAAAAAUCACCAUUUUCAGACAAACAAAUGAAUCGAUUGUUAACCAAGUCGUUAGCUGGUUAAAGGAUGCCGGCAUCUCAUUCAGCAGCAAGCAGCAGCAGAUUCAGGUUGAAGAGAGCACAUUCUCUGAUGGACCGAAAUCGUGGAAUCGAAAAAUUGACGUGGACUCGUCUGAUGGGCAUGUGUCAAUUUUAUGGAAUGCCGGUGACAGCCAGCUACAAUUACCAUGUUUCAGUAACGCAGAUAACAUGUAUUUGAUAGUGAUAUCGCCGCAUAAAACCCGCAGCGUUAUUGGAGUUGGAUAUGCGUCUAUUUACGAGCAAAUUAUUGGCACGUAUAGAUUUACUCUAUUUAAAAAGGUCGAGAACGUGUUGCAGCCGCGGUCAUUCAAAGUGGAUAAAAAUUGGAGACUCAGCGUCGAAAAUUUGGAAAAGGAUGGAACACAACCGAGAGAAACUGUUCUCUUGUUCAUUGAUGAUCCUACGCUCGCAACCCCGCUUUUCCCUGUGAGAGAUAUCUUGAAUGAGCUAGUCGAGUACAACGCCAGGUGUUAUAUCAUACUGGACAAAAACGUCCCCAGCUACGAGCCACCUACUAUGCGAAGUCAUAGAAUAUACGAACCGCAAAUUCAGAGAGAUGUGGUAGUGAAUGUGCUCUUGGACGGUCGUUGGGGGCGCUAUCAAAAACAGGAAAUUCCCAAAGCAGUCCUGACAUGCGUGUUGCCUACCAUGAAGGAGCCCGAAAGAAAUCAUUCGGAAGAAGUCGACAUCAAAUACCUCGGCCUCAACGAAAUAGACUACGAUGGUUGUGGGGGUGGAAUUACACUGAUGGAUUAUUCAGGGGUUACAACUUCCGGUCAGCGCGUGAUGGGCCUGGCCAGCAGAAAGGACAAAGUUGGAGAGAAAGUCGUACUGGACCCAAUAUUUCGAUGGGAACUGCCACCAGGAAUUUCUCUCGAGGUCGCUGCCACCUUGCCAUACGCUUAUUUAAUGGGAAACUUGGUGAUUCGAGGCUGUGAUGUGCUGGAUCGAUGUGCAAAGCAAGUAAUGGUCCACAGUGGCCAGACGCCGGUCGGAAUGAUGUGCAUUGCGUUAGCCCUUCACGAAGGUCACAGUGUCUUUUCCACAGUCCCCAACGACGCUGCAAAGGAGGUGAUCUUGAAAAAUUUCCCCCAGAUUCCAGCCUCCCGGAUCACGAAUCACACAGUCACGAACUUCUUCGUGCCGUUGAUGAUGGAGACGAAGGGACGCGGGGCGGACUUGAUCAUCAGCGACCUGCCGGAGGCCGGGAUGAUCAACUCCUGGGGCUGUAUCGCGGAGCUCGGGGCCUUCAUGAACCUCAACGGGUCCGCCCCCGCCCGGAACGUCAAGCUCCCCAUGUUCCAUUUCAACGGGAUUACCUCCUUCCGCAGCUUCGCCCCUCGCGACAUCGCCGCCUUCUCGCCGGAACGGAAGCGGCGUCUCCACGGACUCGUCGAGGAGUGGAUCCACAUCCUCGCUGCGCAGGAACCCUCCGUCAAUAUCCCGUACCGGAUUUUCGCUCCUCACGAGAUCAACAGAACCACUCCCGCUUGUCUUAAACCUGGAGAGAAGCUCUUGUUAAACCUUCAAGACUGUAAGAAUACAAUCAGAAGCAUCACUGAGAGGGAUGGAACAAAAGCAAAACACACUGAUUGUCCUCACGCUAACCCUUGUGUUUAUUUUAUUUUAUGUCCAUCGUCAGCAAAUGCAAUUCCCCUCAUGAAGAAGCUGGUACAGCGCGGGAUUAAAAAGUUCGUGGUUGCGACUUUGAAUUCGCCUCCCAACGCAGAUGCAACAAGCGUAUUGCAGGCCUAUGCGAACAAGUAUGAUGCCUCAGUUUCAGUAAUGUCAGGUAUCAGCGCAUCCUCGCAGAAAGACGCUGAAACAUUGAUAAGCCAAGUGUUGAAACUCGGACAAAUUGAGGCAGUUUUUAUUGUUUCGUUGGAACAAAAUACCGGCUUCGUGACGGAUGUCAAAGAGAUAGUGAUAAGCACGAUUCCACAAGUUCCUAUCAUCAACAUUCACGACAAAAAAUGUGCAAUGGUUGAAGGUGUGAUAUCUGUGAUCCGUGAUGGCAACGUGGACCACACUGAAGUCCUUGAUCAUGCUCUUUUGAAUAAAAAUAGAGAAGCCGUGUACCUUGUGUCCAAAAGGACCAACAACGUUCAAAAAACCUCUGGAAGCAACGAUACAAAUCAAAUAAAAGACUUCUUACCCUCAUCCAUGGCGGAAAUUGAGGAGAUUGGACGCUUCUUAACAGCCGGAGACAUUAAAUGUGACAGCCAGUCUUGUGCUAAAUUCAUCUCGAUACCUUCGUCAGCUGGGCGAGCUCUUCGCGCAGAUACCCGACCCGUGUUCAUCAUUUCGGCUUUUUGCGGAUCUCACAUGCAAUUCCUCGUCUCCAGGCUUAUGUACCCCUGUUUCAUUGCUCAUACUCGUCUUGUCGCAAAAUCCAUCGAUCAAGUGGCUUCAGAUCUUCUUAGGUCGAUGCUUCGAAUCCAAAAGAGAGGUCCUUUCACGAUCGUGGCCGAGACGUGGAGUGGAGGUCUCGCGAUGACCCUUUCAAGGCUGCUCGCGAGCGCAGGGCACGACGCAACUUUGUUCCUGCUGCAGGGAUUCCCAGACAAGAUGAAAAAUUUACUCCCUCCUAAAGAGUCUCUCAGCAAACUUUUGAUCAACACCCUAUUUCCGAAAUCUAGAGCUGGUCAUGAGAUCCAGAAUCUAAAACAGGCGAUCAGUCAGUUACCUGACGGUCAUGACAAAGCACUCAUAGAGCGAGCUGCUGAAGCAAUUUUGCAAAGCCUGGAAUUUUUGCGAUGUUAUGAUUCAGGAGAGAAGCUACAGCAUGAAUUGGUUGCAAUCGAGGUUGGAAGAUUAAGUCGACUCACCGCAAACGACAUUAACCAGAAAACAGAUAAAAAAGCGCAGCUCAUCAAAUCAGACCGAAAGACUCUCAAAGAAUUGCUAAUUGAUCCAGUCGUACCAGCAACGAUCAAUGCAGAGGCUCCGUUCUCGUGGAAUACUUAUUGAUCCGCUUUUAGAUGGACGAAUUGAAGCAGAAGAUGAAACUAUCUCCAUUUAAACCCGCAGCUUGAUCU
This is a messenger RNA of Bemisia tabaci, 6855 nucleotides long. The record is from RefSeq and is a predicted model, not a curated record. NCBI's taxonomy places the organism in Eukaryota, Metazoa, Arthropoda, Insecta, Hemiptera, Aleyrodidae.